Molecule: messenger RNA, 775 nt
Organism: Penaeus vannamei (Pacific white shrimp)
Lineage: Eukaryota; Metazoa; Arthropoda; Malacostraca; Decapoda; Penaeidae
Source: RefSeq, a predicted model, not a curated record
AAGACAAAGGCAGACACGGAGAUAGAGCUUUUUAAUGUAUUUCUUUUUCCAGAAAUCUGGUAUGUCAAAUGGGCUUUAGUUAUGAUCUCCUUCUUCCUGGCAGGCGGAGGGUAUCAGGUGGUGUUCAUGUAUGUCCCUGAACUGUUCCCUACGAUGGUGAGGACGAAGGGGUUCGCUAUGGUCACGCUGGCAGGAAGUCUCGGACAGUGUGUGGCACCCAUUGUGACUGACCUGCUGGCGCAACAGACGUGGUGGGCGGUGAACGUGUCUCUCGGCUGCGCGGGGAUGGUGGCCGGCCUCUUGGUACCCGCCCUUCCCGAGACCAAGAGCAUGCCACUCCCGGAGACCAUCCAGGACGUGGAGGACAGACGGAACAACAACGUUCAGCAGCGAACGGAGAAACACAAAAAGGCGCUAACUGUGACCGACUUACAACACUCGCACGUCUGAGGACUGGUGGAGGGCGGAGGAAGAGGCAGAGGAUAAGCUGCAGGCUUGGCGGACGGAAUUCAAGCCGUUUUAUACAACUGUCUUAUGCUUUGUCUUACACCGGCAGGCAAAGAUGUUUAAGUGAAGAUAGGGUUAUGUCAGAUCAAUCUUAUUAACAAGGUGUCAAGAAGCAGGAUCGGAAGCAGUAAAAAGUUUCUAAAUAUCAUGAGAAUAUUGGCAAACCCGUGUUUGAAAUUAACUAUUGGUACUGUCAAACAUAAUCACUGGCACAACCGGUUUAUUAAUUAGUUUACUGUGUAAUAUGUCAUAUAAAAAUAAGAACAAA